AUGACUGAUCCCGGCCACGAACACCCCGGAGCAUUUCUCAACAGCACAACUGAUCGUAACCACGCACAAUUCCCGUCCUCGCCUCAUCGCUCGCCAUCAAGAAGACAUGAGCACCGCGGCCGAAGGAAACAUUCAUGUUCGCAUUACGAGGACAAAUCCGACCACGGAUCUGCCAGCUCAGUAUCCACGUCCCACCGACCAUCGAAAGCUCUCACGCCACACCAUACCACUGUUUGCCGAUGCGAAUGCGGAUGCAAAUGGAGCAAUUGUGGAGGUCAUUCUUCUUCAGAGGCACUCAUGCUCGCUUCUCUGGGGCGGAUGGUGCCAACAGCUACAUCGAAUCAAGCCUUGGUGAAACACGGAUCGCAAGACAUGGCAGGUCUUGGAGAUCCCAUCUUACGGAUCCUACGAGAGGAGCAGCUCACCAUAUACCGGCCUCCGGGAGCCGACAGGCUUAGUGCGGACAAUUACAGCAACAAGGUCAACUUUGGAUCGCUCCAUCAUGAGGCUCAUGCUCCUGCGAAAGUUGGUUUGAGAAUGAAGGCGCUGGAUUUCGGACUGAAGCAAGCGGGACUGCAGCGUAUCAGGAAGUGA
This is a messenger RNA of Ramularia collo-cygni, 594 nucleotides long. RefSeq lists its product as uncharacterized. NCBI's taxonomy places the organism in Eukaryota, Fungi, Ascomycota, Dothideomycetes, Mycosphaerellales, Mycosphaerellaceae. The transcript has a single exon. The record is from RefSeq and is a predicted model, not a curated record. Bases 1 to 594 code for a protein of 197 amino acids.